This is a messenger RNA of Drosophila ficusphila, 1420 nucleotides long. RefSeq names its product 3-oxoacyl-[acyl-carrier-protein] synthase, mitochondrial. The record is from RefSeq and is a predicted model, not a curated record. The transcript has a single exon. NCBI's taxonomy places the organism in Eukaryota, Metazoa, Arthropoda, Insecta, Diptera, Drosophilidae. Gene Ontology annotation, molecular function: 3-oxoacyl-[acyl-carrier-protein] synthase activity. Gene Ontology annotation, biological process: fatty acid biosynthetic process. Bases 31 to 1344 code for a protein of 437 amino acids.
UCUCACUGACUUGAUCAUGUAAACAUCGAAAUGCGGUUUUUGAGAAAUUUAUUGGCUCAUCAGACGCGUAACUCAUCCACCCAAGCUGGCCGCCGGCGAGUGGUAGUCACGGGGAGUGGAGCAGUCACCCCACUGGGCAACAAUGUGGCGGAUUCCUGGCGGCGCAUCCUGGUCGGCGAGUCGGCAAUCUCUCGACUAGGACCAGAUUUCAAGGGUCUGCCCUGUCAAGUGGCGGCACAAGUUCCGCGGGAGAGCCUGCAGUUGGACCAGUACUUAACCAAGUCGGACCUAAAGCUGAUGAGCCCCGCCACCCAGUUCGCCGUCGUAGCGGCGGAGGAGGCCCUCGCCACCGGAAAGCUUAACCCAAAGGAACUGAGCGAGGAGCAGCGAGAGCGCUUCGGCGUAUGUGUGGGUAUGGGCAUGUUCGACCUGGCGGAGGUCUAUGGAGCCUGGAACCAGCUGCAGCGUGGCUACAACAGAGUGAGCCCCUUCUUUGUUCCCCGACUGCUGCCCAGCAUGGCGUGUGGUCACAUAAGCAUGCGGCACGGUCUGAGGGGACCCAACCACUCGGUGUCAACAGCCUGUGCAACAGGAGCCCAUGCUCUGGGCGAUGCGAUGCGAUUUAUCCGCAAUGGCGACGCAGACGUAAUGCUGGCCGGCAGUGGUGAAGCCUGCAUCGACCCCCUGUCCAUCGCUGGGUUCUGCAGACUGCGAGCUUUGAGCACCGCAUUCAACGAUAACCCAGCGGUGGCUUCCAGACCCUUUGAUAAGUCAAGGGAUGGUUUUGUAAUGGGUGAGGGUGCAGCUGUCCUUUUGCUGGAGGAACUAGAGCACGCUCGCGCCCGAGGAGCUCCCAUCCUAGCCGAGAUCCUGGGCUACGGGCUGUCGGGCGACGCCUAUCACAUAACCUCGCCCAGCGAGGACGGAGCAGGAGCCACUCUGGCAAUGAGGCGGGCCCUUCAGGAUGCUGGAGUUUCCCCACAUCAAAUAACUUACGUAAACGCCCAUGCUACCUCCACACCCACGGGGGAUCGUAUCGAGUCACACGCAAUUGGACGUGUUUUCGGCGAGCACACUUCCCAAGUGAAGGUCUCCUCCACCAAGGGAGCCCAUGGCCAUCUGCUGGGCUCAUCCGGCAAUCUGGAAGCUCUCUUUGUGGUGCACGCCUGCGCGGAUAACAAGCUGCCACCCUCCAUUAACAUUGAGCAACUGGAUGUGGAAGUCAACGUUGUCACGGAAGCCACAGAAUGGUCACCCGAUCAAAAACGCCGCGUUGCCCUAAAGAAUUCGUUUGGCUUCGGAGGAACCAAUGCCUCCCUCUGCAUUGCCAGCUAUGUCGAUUAGUAGCCAAGAACUGUUAACUAUUUGUAAAGACACACGUAAAUAAAAUCGUCAAAUUUUUGCAUAUUUUUAGGAAAAA